GUGGCGAUGAAGAGCAGAGAAGUUAAAGAGGAGGAGGAGGGAAACUCCCUCCUGCUUGUGAACAGCUGCUCAGGAUUCACUCCGCAGAGCGUCCACAGCGCGCAGAGUCGUCUCACCUCUGCUGGGAAAUGAGAAUCAAACCGGGAUCGGACCGUUCCUGAGCCGACCAGCGCAUCAUAAGUUCUCCUGGGGAAUCCCUGUCGGUUCCAACUCCUUCCUCUUAUCCUGGAUCCAGAGGAGAAUUACUCUAAACCUAAUGACAACGCUCCCAAAUUCCUCUCCAGCACCCACUCAUCACUGAAAUUGCUCCACAUCUUUCACGUUUACAGCUUCAAAGCUUCUCUUUUUUUGUCUAUAUUCAAUGCAGCUCAAAUAGCUUGUAAUUAUGCCGACUCUCAUCAUGCACGCCUCUGCUGCUGCUGCGUGACUGAGCGCUGAGGGGAGAGGUGGAUUUUCCUUCUGAUUUGAGAUUAGAGGUAAACAGAGCCGGCGCUCGUCUAAACACCUCAGGCAUAAAUCUCGGCUGUUUUUGUCUGUGGUGACUGAGCUGCAGCAGUUGGAGGAGAGCGGCGCUCCAGAAGGAUGAACCUGCACCAGAUCCUGCAGCUGCGGGGCAGACCUGGAACCAGACCCGGCCCUGGACCCAGCUCCACCCUGCUGUUGCCGCUCCUGCUGCUGUCCGUCCUGCUGUGGAGCCAGCAGGCCGAGGCCGUGGUCCACUCCAGCUUCCGCCGGCUCAGUGGCCGCGAGAAGAAGGAAAUGCAGAAGGAGAUCCUGAACAUCCUGGGCCUGCCGGGCCGACCCAGACCGCACCCGCCCCUCAGGCCGCCCUCGUCGGCGCCGCUCUUCAUGCUGGACCUGUACCACGCCAUGUCAGUCGACGACGAGGACGAGAUGGCGCUGAACGGGCCGGGCCUGGGGAGGUACGGGGCGGCCGUGCAGGUCAACUACGCCGCGCUGCCAACGCUCAGCACGCACACGCCGCCGCUGGGGAGCGUGGUGAGCGAGGCCGACACGGUGAUGAGCUUCGUCAACCUGGUGGAGCAGGAGCGCAACCUGCUGCAGACGCGUCCGUACUGGAAGGAGUUUCGCUUCGACCUGACGCCGCUGCCGCAGGGUGAGACGGUGACGGCGGCAGAGUUUCGGAUCUACAAGACGCUGACCGUCGGCCAGAGAGCGAACCGGACGCUGCACAUCUCUGUCUACGAGAUCAAACGAGAAAACAGGAACAGAGAGUCGGAGCUGGUUCUGCUGGACAUGCAGUCGGUUCCCGCUGGACAGGAGGGCUGGCUGGCCUUCGACGUCACCUCCGCCUCCAACCACUGGCUGCUCCACCCGCGCAGCAACCUGGGCAUCCGCCUCUACGUGGAAACGGAGGACGAUCGCACGCUGUCGGCCAGCUGGAUCGGUCUGGUGGGCCGCAGAGGCCCGCGCUCCAAGCAGCCCUUCAUGGUGACCUUCUUCAGGGAGAGCCAGAUCCCGUGUCGGCCGACCCGCGCCGUCCGGCCCAAUCCCAGGAGGAAGAAACCCAAAUACGACCUGCCCAUCCCCACCAUCCACGGUCGCGGUUCUGUGAGUAAAGGUCAACCCUGCAAAAAACACGAGCUGUACGUCAGCUUCAGUGACCUGGGCUGGAAGGACUGGGUUCUGGCUCCGGCCGGUUACUCCGCCUAUUACUGCGACGGUGAAUGCAUCCAUCCAAUGGGCGCCUGCAUGAACGCCACGAACCACGCCAUCAUCCAGCAAGUGGUCCACCUGAUGAAACCGGACGAGGUUCCGUCGGCCUGCUGCGCCCCCACCAAGCUCAGCUCCAUCUCGGUGCUUUUCUACGACGACAACAACAACGUGAUCCUGAAGAAGCAUCGCAACAUGGUGGUGAAAACCUGCGGCUGUCUAUGAGAGGAAGAGGAGGGCGCCCUUCCUCCCUCUGCCCCCACAUGAACUCUGUUACGGAGGGUCGGUUCGCGCUUUAACUGCUGCUUUAGGAUCCAGAGGCUUCAGCUUGUUGCUUUCACAUAGAUUUAUUGCAGGCAUUCAGACUUUUAUCUAUUUAAAAACAGAUUUAGUUUUCUACAGAAGACGUUAUUUUACUGUAAAAAGAAUAAAAACAUUAGAUUUGUGCCAGAUGAUGAUUACAGUACUGUUCCAGUUGCUGCUGAAGGUCAACAGGCAAAUGAUGCUUUCUACAGUUUGAUGCCUCGUUUCUUUUAAAAUGUUUUUGUAUGUGAAGAAUCUAUUAAACUGUAAUAGUAGUUAAUGGUGAUGCUUUAUGUAUAAAAAUCUUAAAAAGUUGAA
Molecule: messenger RNA, 2295 nt
Organism: Xiphophorus maculatus (southern platyfish)
Lineage: Eukaryota; Metazoa; Chordata; Actinopteri; Cyprinodontiformes; Poeciliidae
Gene: bmp8a
Product: bone morphogenetic protein 8a
Exons: 7
Coding region: 583-1899 (438 amino acids)
Biological process (GO): SMAD protein signal transduction
Cellular component (GO): extracellular region
Molecular function (GO): cytokine activity; growth factor activity
Source: RefSeq, a predicted model, not a curated record